This is a messenger RNA of Heterocephalus glaber (naked mole-rat), 939 nucleotides long. RefSeq names its product olfactory receptor 8G50. Lineage: Eukaryota; Metazoa; Chordata; Mammalia; Rodentia; Bathyergidae. Gene Ontology annotation, biological process: G protein-coupled receptor signaling pathway. Gene Ontology annotation, molecular function: G protein-coupled receptor activity; olfactory receptor activity. The record is from RefSeq and is a predicted model, not a curated record. Gene Ontology annotation, cellular component: membrane.
GAAAUGACAGAAGGAAAUUAUUCCACAGUGACUGAGUUUGUCCUUGCUGGGUUAACAGAGAAACCAGAGCUCCAGCUGCCCCUCUUCCUUCUCUUCCUGGGAAUCUAUGUGUUCACAGUGGUGGGGAACCUGGGCAUGAUCACCCUGAUCAGGCUAAGUUGUCACCUGCACACCCCCAUGUACUAUCUCCUCAGCAGUCUGUCCUUCAUUGACCUAUGCCAUUCCACUGUCAUUACCCCCAAAAUGCUGGUGAACUUUGUGGUGGAGAAGAAUGUCAUCUCCUACCCUGAAUGCAUGACUCAACUUUACUUCUUCCUUGUUUUUGCUAUUGCAGAGUGUCAUAUGUUGGCUGCAAUGGCUUAUGACCGCUACGUUGCCAUCUGUAACCCCUUGCUUUACAAUAUUACCAUGUCUUCUCAAGUGUGUUGCUGGAUGAUUGGUGGGGUGUACAGCAUGGGCUUGCUUGGUGCCAUGUCUCACACAGUCUGCAUGUUAAGAGUGCUUUUCUGCAAGGCUGAUAUAGUAAACCAUUACUUCUGUGACCUUUUUCCACUACUAGAGCUCUCCUGCUCUGGUACUUUUAUCAAUGAGGUAGUAGUUCUGUGUUUAAGUGCAUUUAAUAUUCUUCUCCCAGCCCUGGCUAUUCUUAGCUCAUAUACCUUCAUCAUAGCCAGUAUUCUCCACAUUCGCUCUACUGAGGGCAGGUACAAAGCCUUCAGCACUUGUAGCUCCCAUAUCCUGGCUGUUUCUGUGUUCUUUGGUUCUGCUGCAUUCAUGUACCUGCAGCCUUCAGCAGUCAGCUCCAUGAACCAAGGGAAAGUGUCCUCUGUGUUUUAUACCACUGUUGUUCCAAUGCUGAAUCCCCUGAUCUACAGUCUGAAGAAUAAGGAUGUGAAAAUUGCCUUAAUGAAGUUCUUUGAAAAAAGAAAAUUCUUGUGA